GCUCCGGCGCGCGCGAGACGCGGAGGAACAGAACCGGAGAAACAGGCGGAUCAAACCAUAACUUCAAUUAGACUUGGACCGAAAAAAAAAAAAAAAAAACAACAACAACAACAAAAACUGAACUACUUCACGCCUCUCUCUCCAUCUCUCCAUCCCUCCAUCUCUCCAUCUCUCUGAGAGAGAUUUAACCCGCCACCGGCGCCUUGCUGCAACACCGGGGCUUUUCUACCUAAUGCACAUUCUAGUUUUUUCUCUCUGGAGGACUGAGAAAUAACACUGGACUUUUCAUCCAGAACCUUUUUUUUUUUUUGGUGACAUAUUUCCUAACAGUGGGUACAUUUUCAAUAUUUAUAUAUUUUGAAGAAAAAAACAACAACAACAAAGUCUUAAGUAUAAUGUGGAUUGGAAAUCUCUACUCAUUUAUACUACCAUUUAUUUAUGCAGAUUUAGGCUUUAAUUGAUAUUGAUUAUUCAUAUAGAGAUUUUAUACUGCAAGUCUUAUAACGUUAUAUAUAUAGAUAUAUAGAUAUAGAUAUAUGUGUGUGUGUGUGUGUGUGCGUGUGUGUGCAAGACCAUUUGAAUAUAUCCAAAUUUAUUAGAUGCAACUGUAUAGUUAUGAAAUAUUGAAAGUCAUCAAAUGAUGAGAAAAGACAGAAUGCUUUGUGAGAGCUGGCAGGCAGUACAAUUCUCUCCAGUCAUUACUGAGAUUUUAUGAGCAUGUGGCCUCAGAGAGGCAAUAUUAUGAACAUGUUUUUAAUGAUAUUUGGUUCAAUAUUAUAGGCUACUCUAAUAGAAAUAUCCCAUAAUCAUGGCUGUUUUUAUGAGCCACACAACAGCAGGCGAGUCUAAAGUAUAAGCCGGUUUGGAGGUGGGUUUUUUUGUUUGUUUGUUUGUUUGUUUUUAACAUUUUGAAGCUUCUUUUUGUUUUUGUUUUUUAAACCCAAACGGAGAAAUAGCUCGAAACGACGACAACGGAAAAAAGCGGCUACACCGGUUAUAAAUCAAACGGCUGUGAUCUGUAUCUUGGAGUAUUUUUAGGCGUGUGGAGGGAGAGAAUGGACUUACAGGGAGUAGAGGAGAGAGAGAGAAAGAAAUGCAAAGUUUCCAGGAUAUAUGAACGCAACGACAGGACACGAUUUUAGCCAUGAUCUCCGUGUGGCUCGAUUUCAUCUGUGUUUGUGUGCAGAGUUGACGCUACAAAAGCCAAUUCCGGUUCUCAAAAAGACUUUAGUGAAAGGGCUGGAAAGGACCGCUCUUCACUGAGCCGAGAAUCACUGAGCCGAGAAGAUUUACGAGCGGAGCGACGACAAUCAUGGCAAACCCGGGGACUUUAGGAAUGGAACAAAACAUCAGCGGAACCACAGCAUUUUUCACUUCAACCUCCAAUCAGAGCAUGAAAUCAGCCCCGUAUUCUCCUGAAGCGACGGCGGCGUUCGCCACGGCGAUUACUCUGAUGAUUGUCUUCACCAUCGUGGGAAACAUACUAGUCAUCAUCGCCGUACUGACGAGUCGGUCUCUGAGGGGGCCGCAGAAUCUGUUUCUGGUCUCGUUGGCUGCGGCGGACAUCCUGGUGGCUACGUUGAUCAUCCCGUUCUCGCUGGCUAACGAGCUGAUGGGCUUCUGGUACUUCCGCUCAGUGUGGUGCGAGAUCUACCUGGCACUAGACGUGCUCUUCUGCACGUCCUCCAUCGUCCACCUGUGCGCCAUCAGCCUGGACCGCUACAUGUCCAUAUCCCGAGCCGUGACAUACGGAUCCCAGAGGACGCCGCGCCGGAUCAAAUGCGCCAUCCUGGUCGUUUGGCUCAUCUCAGCUGUCAUCUCUUUCCCACCGCUGCUGUCCAUGAACAAGAACCAGGGGAACGCCAGCUCCUCUGAUGGACCUCAGUGCCAGCUCAACGACGAGCGCUGGUAUAUUCUCUACUCCACCAUCGGCUCCUUCUUCGCCCCCUGCCUCAUCAUGAUUCUCGUCUACAUGCGCAUUUAUCAGAUCGCCAAGCAGCGCACACGAUGCCCACCAGGAGAGCCGAGGAAAGAGAUCCCCGCCAGCGCCACGACUCCCAAAGAUAGAGCUCUCCAAAAUGGAAGAGGAGAUGGCACGAAUACGCCGUCUACGCCACAGAGGAAUCCGACCACUCCAAGGCCACCCACUCUCACCGUACCUCAAGCCGAGGGAAAACAACAUCCGGCAAGCACCGACACCCUGCAUCCACCACUUUCUCCCUCCAAAGAGAUGACUCCCAGCACUCCUACCCCUCCUCAAGUCCAAUCUCCUUCCCUUUCACCGUCCAUCUCCUCCAUGCAAAAGAAAGACUCGGCCCCUAACAAACCCAAACAAGCCAAGAAGGAGAAAAGGAGCGGAAAGAAACCCGACAACAACAACGGUGAGAGCUCGUGCUCCGAUUCAGACACGGAGCACGGAGGGGUGGGUGUCGAGAUUCCCGUGACUCCAGGUGCUGAACUUGACACUAGUGUUCACUCUCCAGCCACCAUUCAGAAGUACAGAGACAUGGUCACUACAGCCAAGGGUACAAAGUUGGCUUCGGUGAAGCACAAGCAGGACGGGACGCCCAACUCGGCUCGCCGCAAGGCCAUGGUGAACCGGGAGAAACGCUUCACCUUCGUACUGGCGGUGGUAAUCGGCGUGUUCGUCGUCUGCUGGUUCCCUUUCUUCUUUUCCUACAGCCUGCAAGCCGUGUGUCCCGAAACGUGCACGCUUCCCAAGCCGGUCUUCACGUUCUUCUUCUGGAUCGGCUACUGCAACAGCUGCCUCAACCCCGUCAUCUACACCAUUUUCAACAAGGACUUCCGCAGAGCCUUCAAGAAGAUUCUUUGCAAAAACACCAAGGGUACAUUCUUUUAAUGCGCAUCUGGUGGAGAGAAAUAAACCCACCCCCCCCCCCCCCAAACUAUUUAAAAUAGAGAAAAAGCACAACUUCUUUGUAAGAGUGUAAAUAAGAGGCUCUUUGUAUAGCUGCGCGAUGACGAAGCACAUUAUAUUGUUUUUGAUAAAUGUCGGUCGACAGAGUCGGACCGUGAAUUCAUGCGGACUCUCGCGGGUUUACAGUAUUCCACCGCUCCUGCCACAAAUGCACAAUGGACAGCAGAAGGGUGAAGAUGAUUUCAGAAGGCCAAACAGAAAAACCACGGGAGCACAAACCAAUAGUGUUGCUCUUCUUUCGCCUUUCUAAGAACACCUGCCCUCAGGGAUAGUGAGUGCACGAGUUUCAAUCCAAACAGUCUUAUUUGAUCCGCACAUCACUCGCUCUUACACCCUAGACAACACAGUUAGAAGAUUCUCCUCCUUAAAACCUGACAAGCUUUAAUCCUGCAGUGGGGGGGGGGG
Ictalurus punctatus (channel catfish) is the source of this 3343-nucleotide messenger RNA. It is a transcript of the gene adra2b, whose product is annotated as adrenoceptor alpha 2B. Gene Ontology annotation, biological process: adenylate cyclase-activating adrenergic receptor signaling pathway. Gene Ontology annotation, cellular component: membrane. The coding region runs from base 1313 to 2860 and encodes 515 amino acids. Lineage: Eukaryota; Metazoa; Chordata; Actinopteri; Siluriformes; Ictaluridae. Gene Ontology annotation, molecular function: G protein-coupled receptor activity. The record is from RefSeq and is a predicted model, not a curated record. The transcript has a single exon.